This is a messenger RNA of Cucurbitaria berberidis CBS 394.84, 777 nucleotides long. RefSeq lists its product as uncharacterized. Bases 247 to 741 code for a protein of 164 amino acids. The record is from RefSeq and is a predicted model, not a curated record. The transcript has a single exon. Lineage: Eukaryota; Fungi; Ascomycota; Dothideomycetes; Pleosporales; Cucurbitariaceae.
GCCCUGCUCCUGGAUGCGCCAAUGGCCCCGGUCUUCGGCGGAGCCCUUAGCAGCUAGCCCGCGCAAUCUCCCGUCUGAAGGACGGCCCCCGAGGGAGAUCAGGCCCACUUUUGCCCUCCAACGGACAUCGUGUUUGUCGCACCAUAGUGUUGAGCAAGAGACAUGUCAUUCAGCACCGUACCUCGCUGUCGCCAAAUCGAGUCCUGGCUGCAUCACCAGCAGAAGACCUUGCACUGAAAUCAGGCCAUGGGAUUGUCCAAUUACUCCGCUGCCCUUGUACCCAGCGUGGCUCAGCAAAAGCAACAAUGGGCUCGUAGCAGACAGACGUUACACGACUCAUCACGCGAUAGCUGUACAAGCACAUGUCGACCCCUGGAAAAAAUAUUAUCAGAGGAUACUGCCCUGGGGCACAAUGUAUUCUCCGAGCUGUCAAUAAUUUACCAGCCGUCGUCCCUGCCUGGGCACAGCACCAGGGAGCCUCAGCAACAAUGCAGGAUCCCGUCAAGUUCGGGGCACAAACCACAACAAUGGAUCACCCUCGACCUUGCUGCGGUUUUUUCUUCUGCUGAACUCGGCUCUACUCGAAAGCACCGCCCUGCAUGUUAUAAACUUGCCGAUGGCUCAUCACCCGUGCCUGGACCGCCCGCCUGUUUCACCUUCUAUCGACGGGAGCAGCGUCAUCGACGAUCUUCAUCUAGCCGAUCUUCAUACCCGGGAAACCUCGCAUCACUGCCAUGUUGAUAUACCGGCCCGGGUCUCACUGUGCCGUGUUUCACA